Messenger RNA from Phaedon cochleariae (mustard beetle), 1101 nucleotides. The record is from the annotation of a GenBank genome assembly. NCBI's taxonomy places the organism in Eukaryota, Metazoa, Arthropoda, Insecta, Coleoptera, Chrysomelidae.
AUGAAAAGAUCGGCUGGCUCAAGAGGCCUGAUGGAAAAUUGGCUGAAGAAUUGCAACAAAAAAACUGUCACUUUGAGUGAUCGUUGUGAGACUGAUAGCGAGCAACCGAAUAUUGAAACCGGAAGUGUCAUCGAUAUUCGUUCAAAUGCUGGUCAUCCUAACAGGUUGCAAUCUACAGCGUCUGCCAGUUCGAGCACUUCGAGCAAUGAUAAUUUAAAGAUAACAUCAAACUUAUCAUUGUCUCACAACCACCCUCCGGCUCAACCGAUUAUUUCCGAAUUUCCAGUAAAAAAUGGCAGAAGAUUCAAUCCCGAGCACUACAAAAUAUUCAGAUGGCUUGAAUACUCCAUUGAAGAUGAUUCUGUUUACUGCUAUGCAUGUAGACAUUUCUGUAGAAAUACUGUAUUUGCUGGACAAUCCUACGGAAAAGUAGCGUUUGUUGACUAUGGUGUGAGUAAGUGGAGAGAUAUCAAAUCCAUACUUCAACAACAUUCUGUGAGUCAGAAACAUAUAAGUUCUAUGACAUUUUGGACAAAUGCCACUGCAAUUCAAAAUAAAACUUCCCAAAACAUAGCAAAUACGUUGAACGAGAACCGCGCCUGUGAUGUUGAAGAUAACCGCCGGCAUGUUCGAUGGUUGAUUAAAGCAACUUGUUUCCUGGGGAGGCAAGGACUAGCUUUUCGGGGGAAAGAUGAAAGCGAAAAUUCUAGGAAUAAAGGAAAUUUCAUUGAGCUGCUAGAAAUUUUCUCUGAUGAAGAUAAGAGGUUGAAAGAAAAAUUGUCUCUACGAUAUGGUCACUACACUUCCCCAGAAUAUCAAAACGACUUAAUCGCUACAGUCGGUGCUCUUACAAGACAAUCUAUUCUAGACAAGAUGUCAUCGCAUGGGUUUUUCUCUAUUUUAGUCGAUGAAUCGAAAGAUAUUUCAAAAAAGGAACAGUUGUCAUUUGUUCUCCGGUUCGUGGAUAAAUUAGCCUUAUCAGCUCUAGGGCUGCAACUGAUCGUGUCCAGAGGUUCUUCGAAUUUUCCAUUCUUCAGCGAGGUGGAAUCGCUCAUCGGAAUAGAGAGAUGGCAGUUCAGGCUAUUGUCCGUACUGUCCUGA